This is a messenger RNA of Penicillium egyptiacum, 1548 nucleotides long. Lineage: Eukaryota; Fungi; Ascomycota; Eurotiomycetes; Eurotiales; Aspergillaceae. The record is from the annotation of a GenBank genome assembly.
AUGAUUGCCCGUAUUACGGACUCUCCGCCUCCCUCUCAAUACGGGCCUCCUUUUCGGGUCAUCAUUGUUGGAGCUGGUGUGGCCGGCUUGACCUUAGCCCAUUGCCUCGACAAAGCCGGCAUCGACUAUCUUGUGCUGGAUAAAGGUAUCGUUGCACCACCAUUCGGGACGACUAUUACCAUUCAACCGCACGGAUGUCGGAUUCUCCACCAACUCGGCAUCCUGGAUGAUGUGCUGGACAGCUGCUCGACCAUGGGCAGAUGCUACUACCGCACCCCAGACGGGCAAUGCUUCUUAGAGAAUGACUUCUUCCCCAUGGUCAAGAAAUAUGCAGGAUAUGACACACGCACGUUGAACCGACAGCUGUUCUUACGGAUCCUCUAUGACCGCCUCCCUGACAAGUCAAAGGUCUUCGAGCGCCAUCGUGUGGUCGAUAUCAAGGAGGCAGCAGAGUCAUCCCAGGUCAUCCUGGCGGACGGGACUGAGUACUUUGGGGAUCUGGUCGUGGGAGCCGAUGGCGUGCACAGCAAGGUGCGUGAGAUUAUGUGGGAGAAGGCGAACAAGGCAAUUCCACAUUUCAUCACCGCCGCCGAGAAGCGAUCAAUGGUCACCACUUAUAACGCCAUCGUAGCCCAGUGUCCCCCAAUCCCCGGAUUAGGCCCCCACGACAUGCACUCGAUCUCAAAUGACCGCUUCUCAUUCCUCCUUCUCUGCCAGCCAACCUUUAUUUCCUACAUCGCACACUGCAAACUUCCCGGAGACCAGCAGUGCACGUGGCCGAAUCGUGCGCGAUUCACCGAAGACGACAUGGAGGCCCUGGCGCGCAAGCUCGCCGACUAUCCGAUCUGCGAGUCCGUCGUCUUCGGGGAGCUGUGGCGCACCCGCACAAAAGCCCAACUGAUCUCAUUGGAAGAGGGCGUUCUCGAUCACUGGUUUUUUGGCCGGACGGUUAUGGCCGGCGACGCAAUCCACAAGGUGACGCCUAACUCCGCACUGGGCGGCUGCACGGCCAUGGAAGAUAGCGUGGCAAUUGCCAAUCAACUCCAUGAGUUGUUGAACCGACACCCGAAUAAGAAGCCGUCGACGGUGGAGAUUAGUGCUGCGAUGCAGGAGUACCAGGAUUCGCGAAUCGAGCGCGUCAAGGCUAUCGUGAAAGUAGGCGGGGAUCUUACGCGCUUGCAGGCCUUUGACGGGUGGUACUUUUACAUCAUGCAGCGCUGGGUCACCCCAUGGAUUGGCCUGGAUACGCUGGCGAUUAAUAUCGCUAGGCUGUGCAGUACCGGCACAAAGUUGGGUUUUGUCGAUUUUCCUGAGCAGAAGGGUCUUCUCGGAUGGCAGGAUACUAUCGCCGCAGAGGCAAAGAAGCAGAGGCUGGCUAGGCGCGAGCAACAAGUGGAGCGAGCACAGAAAUGGUGGGGUUGGAAUGGGGAGCUGCAGCAGAUUUGGCCCUUGUUGAUGGGAUUGUUUCUGUGUCUCGGUUCGACGCUGUUGUGGCUUUUGCCUAGUGAUUCCCAGCAUUUGUGGUCUGGGGUCCAGGCAUCUCAUUGA